UGUAGAGCAGCGGUAGAGAUUUCCUCUUUGAAUUGCUGCAGCCGGUGUGAAUCGUUUUCUCAGACUCGCAGCUUACCUGCUUUCUAAAUUAACAUCCUCACAAACCGCGAGCUUUUGCAUUUGUUCUCUAAUACCAUCUAGUCCAUAAUGGUAACUGCAGUUCUUGCUCUACAGUUUUUACGCGUUGGAACCUUGGGGGGAAAACUAAAACUUCUGCUUUCUCGUGUUUUUUAUUGCCGUUACAGUUAAAUAUCAUGCGAGCUUAUGUUGCUUGGAUCCUCUUGUAUGGAGUUACAGCAGGAACUUCUUUCAACAUCUCGGAGGAGAAGACUAACUGCCCCCUUGGCUAUUUUCCUUGUGGCAACAUGAGCGUGUGCCUUCCCCAGCUGCUGCACUGUAACGGUGUGAAUGACUGUGGUAAUGAAGCAGAUGAGGAAAACUGUGGAGAUAACAACGGAUGGCCCCAUCUAUUUGACAAGUAUUUUGGGAUGCCAAACUUGGACAUGGGGACCAAGUCUGAUAAAUGCUUGCUGGGAGCUGUUCCAGAGCCAUGCCAGUGCAGAGACCUAGAACUGGACUGUGACAACGCUCAGUUUCACCAUGUCCCCGAAGUGUCCACUAACGUCACCAUGAUGUCCCUGCAAAGAAACCGACUCCGGAAACUGAAUUCCAACAUAUUUUAUAACUACCAGAGUCUUCAGAAACUUUAUCUACAACACAACAGAAUUCGUGCUGUGAGCCCUCAUGCAUUCAGAGGACUGUACAAUCUAACAAGACUCUAUUUAAGCUACAACAAGAUAUCCAUCCUGAUGCCUGGGGUGUUUCAAGAUCUAAACAAACUGGAGUGGCUGAUCCUUGAGAACAACAGCAUACACCAGAUCUCACCCACCACUUUUUCAGGCUUGCACUCGCUGGUCCUCUUGGUUUUGUUGAACAAUGCUUUGACGAGGUUGGAUGACAUCUGCCUGGAAAUGCCAAAACUAAACUGGCUAGACAUGGAGGGAAAUCGGAUUGAAAGUGUCGGAAAUGUGACGUUCUGGUCCUGCAACGUGAUGACUGUGCUUGUCCUACAGAGUAACAGAAUCAGUCACAUACACGAACAGGCGUUCUCUUUUCUACAAAAACUUGGAGAAUUAGAUUUGUCAAGCAACAGACUUGAGACAAUUCCUCCUAAUCUCUUUGUUCGUCUUGAAGAUUUACUGCAGCUGAACAUCUCAUAUAACCCCAUAAUGGAUCUCCAAGUGGACCACUUUGAUAAACUGCAUAAAUUGAAAUCAUUGAGCAUAGAGGGAAUUGAAAUUGCAAACAUACAAAGAAGGAUGUUCGAACCACUCAAGUACUUGACCCAUAUCUACUUUAAGAAGUUCCAGUACUGCGGCUAUGCCCCUCACGUGCGCAGCUGUAAGCCAAACACUGACGGCAUCUCGUCCUUCGAGGACCUCCUGGCCAACAUCGUCCUGAGGGUCUUCGUCUGGGUGGUGUCGGCCACCACGUGCUUUGGAAACAUCUUUGUCAUCUGCAUGCGGUCCUACAUCCGGUCGGAGAACAAGCUACAUGCCAUGUGUAUCAUCUCCCUCUGCUGUGCCGACGGCUUGAUGGGUGUUUACCUCUUCAUGAUCGGCGCUUACGACCUCAAGUUCCGUGGGGAGUACAACCGCCACGCCCAGGCCUGGAUGGACAGCGUCCACUGUCAGGUGAUCGGCUCCCUCGCCAUGCUCUCCACCGAGGUCUCUGUGCUCCUUCUCACCUACCUCACCCUGGAAAAGUACAUCUGCAUCGUCUACCCCUUCCGGUAUUUAACGCCGGGCCGCCGGCGCACCGUCUCUAUUCUCCUCAGCAUCUGGUUCAUUGGCUUUGUCAUCGCUUUUCUGCCCUUGGUCUUCAAAGGACUGUUCCGGAACUUCUAUGGUACUAACGGCGUGUGCUUUCCGUUACACUCGGAACAGCCCGAGACGAUGGGGGCACAGGUGUACUCCAUCGUCAUCUUCCUCGGUCUUAACCUGGUUGCGUUCCUCAUUAUCGUGUUGUCCUAUGGGAGCAUGUUCUACAACAUCCAGAGGACAGGGACACAGACGACAAAAUAUAGUAACCAUAUCAAGAAGGAAGUGACCAUAGCCAAGCGGUUCUUUUCCAUCGUCAUCACAGACUCUCUUUGCUGGAUACCGAUCUUUGUCCUCAAGAUUCUAUCGCUGUUGCAUGUGGAGAUUCCAGGAACCAUCAGCUCCUGGGUGGUGAUAUUCAUCCUGCCUAUCAACAGCGCCCUGAACCCAAUCCUGUACACCCUGACGACGCGGCCCUUCAAAGAGACCCUCCUGCAGGUGUGGGCGAACUACAGGCAGCGCCGGCCCCUGAUGAGCAGCCACCCAGCCCACCAUCCUUCCUUCACGCUGCAGGAGAUGUGGCCCCUCCAAGAGAACAGCCCAACACUGACUCCCCCCGGGGACUACCCGGUGCAGCCCCCCCCCUCACAAAUGACUUGUCCGAUUGCCUACAUGUCCGGCACGUCAAACCUUCUGCCCGUGGAGAGGGCAAAUGGAGUGUAAUGCCCUUUCGGGAUCAACGAUAUGCCCCAGUACUUGGGCUUUUUCUUUUGUUGUCAUGCAGACGUUUCAUGUGAAUAGCGUAUUUACAGCAUGCUGACGGUUGUGGAGUCGAUUGCCGUACAUAAGACACGUUGGACUGUGUGUCCUUCUCCCCUGCCGAGGCUUAGACUGUGUUUUUUUCAUGCCUUCAUUUGGCUGUUAGGAUUGACACAAUUACUCCUUCUAUGAUUUAUGGUAGUAAAAGACAAACAAAUCACUCUUUCUAGUUCAUUGCUUCAGGUGUAUACAUUAUUGUGUAGAACAACUUGAUCACCGUCAUCCUCUGCUCUGCACUGUGUUUAUAGUUUUGAUGUUUUUGCUUUUGUCUCUGAAAUAAUUAUUUGAUGGUCUAUGUUAGGAGCAGUGAAACUGCUGACAGAUUUAUGUAUCAGCAAAUGAGACACGCUUGUGGCAUUUGCCAUUUAAAAAAGGGCAGUUGAUUUGGGGUUUCUGACCAUCUUUGAUAACCACAUUUCUUUCACCAAAAGGCAGUUCAUAAGUCCUCACUGCUACAUUUUGACUUGAAUUGCCUCUUUGUAAGGAAGGAUGUGUCAUGAACUUUAUUUUCACUCAUCUCCCACAUUUCACAAUUACAGUCCCAUCCAUAAUAAUUGGCAACAUUAAUAAAGAUAAACUAAAAUGGCUGUGUAAAAUAAACAUGUAGAAUGAGCUAUAUUGUUAUUUUCAAAUAUGCAUGUAUUGUACUUUAAUAAUUAAUUUAAGG
This is a messenger RNA of Esox lucius (northern pike), 3306 nucleotides long. It is a transcript of the gene rxfp1, whose product is annotated as relaxin family peptide receptor 1. The coding region runs from base 255 to 2543 and encodes 762 amino acids. Gene Ontology annotation, cellular component: membrane. The transcript has 18 exons. Gene Ontology annotation, biological process: G protein-coupled receptor signaling pathway. Gene Ontology annotation, molecular function: protein binding; G protein-coupled receptor activity. Lineage: Eukaryota; Metazoa; Chordata; Actinopteri; Esociformes; Esocidae. The record is from RefSeq and is a predicted model, not a curated record.